UCGUAACGGUUAGACCACCUCCGGUCACGGAUAUAUCGUAGUCGUCGCGGCGCUCUCGAGACGACCACAAUUAUUUUCAAUCAAACUUUUACCGCGCAUACAUACAUAGUACUUAUUUAUAUAUUCUAAGGUCGCUCCCGGAGAAUCGCAUUCGUACCUUCCAUUGUCAUCGGUUCCAUCCCUAAGCCACGACGAUGUCGUCGCGGCUGCCGUGCGCCGUUUGCCUUUUUUUGCUUUUUAUUUCUACGGUCGACGGCGAAGAAAUCAACAGCGAACCGAAUACGCGCCUGCGAAACAGAAUACUCGAUUUGAUCGAUCUAUCGAUUCGUUAUUAUUUACACGCGGCUCAAGCAGACAAGGUUGACGCCAAUUUAAUGCUCGGUGUGUCCAUUAUGAAAGGUCAACUCAUGUCGUGUACCGAUCCUUAUGAACAUGAUUUCAAUCGAAUGCACGUUCUGAUGAAAAUUAUUAAUGAACUCUACUGGAUGUUUUACGAGAACAAAAACUACUCGGUGGAUUCGAAAACAAUAACGGUCAGCCGAAAGAUGUUCGAUCACAACCUCUGGACGUCCUCCUCCGAAAUCGUCCGUACGUCGCCGGGCACGUCACCGACGGCCCGAGGGCUGUUCGACGCAGACCGCGUGGCCGACGACGAUCUGUUCUACCGCAACAUAUCGGACGGAUGCAUUUUCCAAGCGGUCACCGCGUGCCGGACGACUCCCGAGUGCCUGGUGCCGGAGCUCGCGGCCGACGGCGUGUCCGGGUACGCGCUCACGCAUCAAGUGCUGUACGCUCAUGUUCUGAAAAAAAUGAAGUGUGUCGAUCCUGUUAUCGAAAUAAAGGUGGACGAAAUUAUACGUAAUAAAUGUGGCUUGAUUUACAACGAAGCAAUGUCAAUAGUGAACGAUGCCAUCGCACUGGAAAAAUAUAAAGAUUUGUUUAUCGAACAAAUUGCAAUAUGUGGAAUGCAAAACAUGGUGGAAUUCAUCAAGCCAGAAUGGUUAUCAAUUGUGGCAUCAGUAACCCACCUUGACUGCUACCAACACAAAAAUAACGAUUUGAAUUGCGACUCUCACUUAACAGGGGUGUCAUUGGCCUCGUUGGGAGUGUACUGGAAGUUUCUAUGCUACAAAGUCAACACAUACGGAGCCCAUUGAUUUUCAAAAUACUAUAAUUAUUUAAUAUCGGAUAAUAUACAUUUACCAUUUCAUUUUGGUCAUUAAGAUACAAUAUAUAAUAUGGAAGAUUUACAAUAUAAAAAUAUUUACAUAAUUUCAU
Molecule: messenger RNA, 1278 nt
Organism: Sipha flava (yellow sugarcane aphid)
Lineage: Eukaryota; Metazoa; Arthropoda; Insecta; Hemiptera; Aphididae
Product: UPF0764 protein C16orf89 homolog
Exons: 6
Coding region: 195-1157 (320 amino acids)
Cellular component (GO): cytosol; membrane
Source: RefSeq, a predicted model, not a curated record